AUGUCAUCUCUAAAACCGGAGGAUGAAAUUCCCUUGAUGGGCUUUGGGGACGAUGCAGGGGAGGAGAAGAGACUCGCGCGGACUACCAUCGCUAUCGAUGGAAUGACGUGUGGUGCUUGCACUUCUGCUAUUGAAGGUUUGUUGGUUCCUACUUUCUGUCCGGCGGAGGACACUUUUCUGACCCGCACGCGCGGUGACAAUUUAGGUGGCUUCACAGAAAUCGACGGGUUAGAGUCCUUCACAGUGAGUUUGAUCACAGAACGAGCCGUUGCAAUCCACGAUGUCGCGAAACUUUCAGCCGAGCGGAUCGCCGAAAUGUGAGUGUUAAACGUCAAAGUUUGCAACUCCGCGGGGAAACAGCGUUAACCUGGUAUGACAGAAUUGAAGACCGCGGUUUCGAUACAACGAUAGUCUCCUCCGACAUCAAGGGGCGAUCGCCAAGGGGUGGGCGGAGGGGGGCGUCGGCCUCGGGAUUGAUCGCCACUACGAUUGCGGUGGAGGGUAUGACUUGCGCAUCCUGUUCAAGUUCUAUCGAAGGCGCUUUCAGGAAUGUGGAUGGUGUACGGAGCAUCGCUGUAGAUUUGGGUACGGACCGUGCUGUCGCCACUCACGACCCCGCAAAGAUAUCGGCAGAGAAGGUGGCGGAAAUUAUUGAGGAUCGUGGGUUCGAUGUGAAGAUUGUGCGUUCUGAGCCUGUUGGAGGAUAUGGACGACGAAGCAUUAGCGAUUCGACACCCCAUUUGGCUACGACGACAAUUGCUGUGGAGGGUAUGACUUGUGGUGCUUGUACUGCAGCUAUUGAGGGGGGUUUUGAGGGCGUUUCUGGGAUCGGAAGCUUCACGGUUAGCUUAAUAACAGAAAGGGCGGUGGCGGUUCACGAUCCAGAUGUUAUUUCUGCUGAAAGGAUUGCAGAAAUGUAAGCCAUCGUAUUAUAUGACGCUUGAAGUUGAAAUGACUAACCAGUUUUAGAAUCGACGACCGAGGAUUCGAGGCGAAAAUCAUAUCAACAGACCUCCAGGGUAGCGGGGAUCGGGGUGCGAGAGAGGACACCAUAAUAUUCAAGAUUUUUGGCGCGAACUCAGAGGAGGAUGCCAUGAGGCUAGAGAACUCUUUCAGAACCUGUGAAGGGGUUAUCGAUGCUGUUGUGACAUUACCUGAUGCAAAGGCUGUAAUCGAAUACUAUCCAUCGAAAACUGGGGUGCGUAACCUUGCCGACGUCGCCGAGUCGUUGAACAUGAACGCCCUUCCAGCUGAUAUGGAAGACAAUAGCGCCCAGCUGGAAUCCCUGGCAAAAACAAGGGAAAUCAAGCAAUGGCAGCACGCGUUCUGGUUUUCGCUGUAUUUCGCUGUCCCGGUGUUUUUGAUAUCCAUGGUAAUUCCAAUGUGGUUUAAGGGACUCGAUGAGUACAUCGGCCAGUUGGCUAUAAUACCGGGACUGUACCUGGGCGAUGUCGUCUGUUUGCUGUUGACCAUUCCGGUACAAUUUGGAAUCGGGUUGAAGUUUUAUAGGAGUGCCUUCAAGAGUCUUAAGCACGGGAGUGCUACCAUGGACGUUUUGGUGGUUCUUGGAACUUCGGCGGCUUUCUUCUUCUCGAUCGUGGCUAUGCUCAUGUCUAUUAUGUGUACUCCCCAUAGCAAGCCUAGCACUGUGUUCGACACUUCUACCAUGUUGAUCACGUUUAUUUCCCUUGGCAGGUACAUUGAGAACAGAGCCAAGGGUCAGACUUCAAAAGCUUUGUCGAGGCUGAUGUCUCUCGCUCCUUCAAUGGCAACAAUAUAUGUCGACCCGGAGAGGGCAGGGUUGAGCAUGGAGAGUGGCGAUAGCGCAGGCGAGGAGAGGACUAUUCCAACGGAACUUAUUCAGGUCAGCGACAUCGUGGUUCUCCGUCCAGGGGAUAAAAUACCUGCUGAUGGAACUGUUGUUGCGGGAGAAAGUUACGUUGAUGAGAGCAUGGUCACUGGAGAAGCCAUGCCGAUCCUGAAACGCAAGGGAGCACUAUUGAUUGGCGGAACAGUCAAUGGUGCGGGUCGUCUUGACUUACGAGUCACUAGGGCCGGAAGGGACACUCAACUAAGCCAGAUUGUCAAGCUCGUCCAAGAAGCCCAAACUUCCCGAGCACCUAUUCAACGAAUGGCUGAUAUCCUCGCUGGGUACUUUGUCCCUAGCGUCAUCGCGCUAGGGUUAAUCACCUUCGUUGGUUGGAUGAUCCUUAGCCAUGUCCUCAACCCCCCCCCAGCAAUUUUCUCAAAGCAAGCUAGCGGCGGGCCAUUCAUGGUCUGCUUGAAGCUCUGCAUUAGCGUCAUCGUAUUCGCCUGUCCAUGCGCCCUCGGUUUGUCCACGCCUACCGCAGUGAUGGUAGGUACAGGUGUGGGAGCAGAGCAAGGUAUUCUCGUCAAAGGUGGUGCAGCACUCGAAACUGCGACGAAAAUCACGCAGGUCGUCCUGGACAAAACCGGAACAAUAACAUUCGGCCGAAUGACCGUUGCCGUUAGCAAGCAGUCUACAGCAUGGGGGUCUACUGAACAGAAGUCCCGCCUCUGGUGGUUGCUCGUCGGCAUUACUGAAGCUGGUAGCGAACAUCCUAUUGGUAGGGCUAUUACCGCCGCUGCUAGGGAGCACUUGGGUCUAGGCGUAGACGGACUUCUCGACGGGUCGAUCAUGGAGUUCAAGGCCACUGUCGGCCGAGGCGUUCAAGCAAAUGUCAAGCCGGCCGCUGAGCCAAAGGCUUACAGAGUUCUCGUUGGAAACACUAGAUUCCUUAACGAAAGCGGCAUUGCGGUUCCCGAAGAGGCAGUCAAUGAAGCGAAGGGUGUAAGUCUUGCGGGUCAAGCCAGAAGCACCGAUGGAAAUACAUACGUCUUUGUUGCAAUUGAUGGGGAAUAUGCAGGACUGGCAGCGCUUAGCGACGAACUAAAGCCAGACGCUAAAUAUGCAGUUGAGGCACUGCGCAGGCUGGGUGUCAAAAUAGCGAUGGUUAGUCCCCCUCUUCUGGCCGCCCACAUCUCGCUAACCCCAUGUACAGGUAACUGGCGACCAAGAAGCCCCGGCCCAGCAGAUCGCCAAACAAGUCGGCAUACCCCUCUCAAUGGUCCACUCCUCUGCUUCCCCCGAGAGGAAACAGGAGAUAAUAAAAGCUCUCCAAGCCUCCGGUGAAAUUGUAGCCAUGGUUGGCGAUGGUAUAAACGACUCUCCGGCACUCGCAACUGCGGACGUCGGAAUCGCAAUGUCCUCGGGCACGGACGUGGCGGUGGAAGCUGCAGAUAUCGUCCUCAUGCGGCCUCAAUCCCUCCUGGACAUUCCCGCGGCCUUACACCUCGCCAAAACCAUCUUUGGCAGGAUAAAGUUGAACCUGCUCUGGGCUUGCUUCUACAAUGUGUUGGGUUUACCGUUCGCUAUGGGGGUUUUCUUGCCGCUGGGACUGCACCUGCACCCCAUGGCGGCAGGCGCUGCCAUGGCAGCUAGUAGUGUUUCCGUCGUGUGUUCCAGUCUGCUACUGAACUUAUGGAGAAGGCCGGUUUGGAUGACGGUUGAUGGGAUGAAGGCCGAGGAAGCGAGUGGCCUAGAAACUCCUAGGGGUCCGGGCAUGGGUUGGUGGAGCAGGUGGGGGAGGUGGAGGGCCGGGAGAAGAGUUGGAGAUGGGUAUACACCCAUUGGUACGGAAGAGGUGUAAAUGCUUGUUGGGCGAGCCGGAGAGUAUAUGUAUUAUUCCUUAAACCAACACUUAAUUGUUCACAUCUGCUUUUCCCUCGUUUUUCCAGUACUUUUUUUUUCCCUCUUUUCCUCUUCAUCGGCUGGGUUUUGUUGUUACAAGGAUAGGGUAGCUUGGUGUGGUGGGCUCUGGUCGGGUGAUAUAGAAAUUACACCUUCACCCCUU
This is a messenger RNA of Tuber aestivum (summer truffle), 3875 nucleotides long. The record is from the annotation of a GenBank genome assembly. NCBI's taxonomy places the organism in Eukaryota, Fungi, Ascomycota, Pezizomycetes, Pezizales, Tuberaceae.